AUGUCCCUCGAUCCACAGCCUCACAGGAGAACUAGCGAUUCUUACUUGGCCGAUGCCCCGCCAGGCGGAUACCGACCGACGUCCCACCACCACUCACAGCAAGCUCCAUCCAUGCACUCCGUCCAAGGCGACUUUGCCGAACCGCUCAACCUGCCGGAACUCGACUUCUCCACCGGCCCCCCGUCGUAUGACGCGGCCAUUUCUGAUGGAGCCCUCAACUCGAUGCCCAGCUUUGACCCCAGUCACGGCCAGCACGGCCACCAACUGAACGAGCAGCCCCCCUACGCCCCCGUCGACUAUCCGUCUCAGCUCGCGUACGACGAGGUGCCUCCGCGCACCAUGAGCAGAAUGUCUGGCUCGGGGGAAAACAUGCAAGGCGGAUCCAGGCGCCCCACCUCGGACGCGAGCCAGGAUCUCGACGCAGAGUUUAACAACCUCCGCCUGACGAAUGCGUCACCGGUCCCCGGGGUCCAGCGCCAGAACACGGCCCCUCCGGCCGCCUUCCCUUCACCAUACGGCGGUCCGUCACCUCUGCCUCCGCGAGCACGAUCCACGACUGGUUCCUCGUACAACUCGAAUGCUGCGGCGAGCGUGUACUCGCUCGACUCUGGAAUGAGCUCAUACUCGGCUCCGCAACGAAACCCUUACGGGAGCAUGAGCUCUGGAUCGUCGAGGAUGGGACUUUCGGGAUUCACGCCAAUGACGCCAGCCAGGCCCCCUCCCGCGGACAAUCCCUACUACUCGGCUGCCAACGACUUCCUGGGGAUGCCGCCUCCGCCGCAGCAAAACCCCGUCUACCCGAGCCAGCCGGGCAUGCCGCAGGGUGCUCCGCCAGGCGCUGUCCACCAGCCUCCUCCGCGACAAGCGAGCAUGACGAAUCUGGCCCGCACGAACACGACACGAUCGACGGUUUCGCUGUCUUCCGUCAGCUCGAUGCCGUCGAUCGCACCGAUCAGCGAGAGUGUCGGGGCGUCGUCCACCCGCCGCCGGGGCGGUAUCGACGUCAGCAAGCCUCCGUACACGCGCGAGUUUGUUGACGACUACCGAAAUCGUAUGAAGGUGGACCCGGAUCCUGAGGCUCAGUUCGCUUUCGCCAAGUACCUGAUAGAAGCAGCCAAGAAAAUCGGCGACGAGAUGGGAGCGCGCGAUGCUCGUGCUGGACGCAAGUAUCGGGACUCGCUGCUAGCCGAGAGUCUGCGCAACAUCAAGAAGCUUGCAGAGGGCAAGGAGCCGUACGCGGACGCGCAGUUCUUCCUCGCGAACCUGUACGGAACGGGACACCUGGGUCUGCAGGUGGACCACGAGAAGGCGUAUUAUCUGUACCUGAUGGCGUCAAAGCUGAACCACCCGGCAGCGACGUAUCGUGCGGCGGUGUGCUGUGAGCUCGGCGCCGGCACGAAGCGGGACCCCCAGCGCGCAAUGCUCUUCUACAGGAAGGCGGCGGCGCUUGGCGACACGGCGGCAAUGUACAAGUUAGCCCUGAUCUUGCUGAACGGGAUCAUGGGCCACCCGCGCAACCCGCGCGAGGCACAUGUGUGGCUGCGGCGCGCGGCCGCGCAGGCGGACGAGGACAACCCGCACGCGCUCCACGAGCUCGCGCUCCUCCACGAGCGACCCAACAAUGGCACCAACGGCGUGAUUCCCUUCGACCCCAACCUUGCCCGCGAGUACCUGACCCAGGCAGCACAGCUCGGCUACGCCCCCGCGCAGUUCAAGAUGGGCUCGUGCCACGAGUUUGGCAACCUCGGCUUCCCGAUAGACCCGCGUCGGAGCAUUGCGUGGUACACGCGCGCGGCGGAGAAGGGCGACUCGGAGGCCGAGCUCGCGCUGUCCGGCUGGUACCUGACCGGCAGCGAGGGCGUGCUCAAGCAGAGCGACACGGAGGCGUAUCUCUGGGGCCGCAAGGCCGCGAACAAGAACCUCGCCAAGGCCGAGUACGCCGUGGGAUACUACACUGAAAUGGGCAUCGGAGUCAAGCAGGACAUCGAGCUCGCGAAGCGGUGGUACCAGCGUGCUGCGAGCAACAAGCGCGCGAUGCAGCGACUCGCCGAGCUCUCGCAGAACGUCAACCGCAAGGGCGCGCGUCCGACGCGCAAGGACGCCGAGAGCGAGUGCUCCAUUAUGUGA
Molecule: messenger RNA, 2127 nt
Organism: Trichosporon asahii var. asahii CBS 2479
Lineage: Eukaryota; Fungi; Basidiomycota; Tremellomycetes; Trichosporonales; Trichosporonaceae
Product: enzyme activator
Exons: 4
Coding region: 1-2127 (708 amino acids)
Molecular function (GO): protein binding
Source: RefSeq, a predicted model, not a curated record